AUGUGUGAUCGCAGUCUCUACAGAUCUGGCUACGUUGGUUCUCUCUUGAAUUUGCAAUCGCCAGAUUCCUUUUAUUUUCCUAAUUUGCGGGCUAAUGGCAGUCAAUUGGCGGCUCUGCCCACCAUUUCCUACCCCCGGAGCUCGAUCCCCUGGACUUGCUCAAGUUCGUGCGCAGCCCAGCCGCAGAGCCACGCGUUCGGCGGCGCGGCGCAGCCUUACCUCCCCGGCUCCGUUCCAAUCAACAUCAGCUCCAACGGCAACAAGGAGUGCCUGGAAGACAACAAUAAAUAUUACGCCCACGAUACGAGCUCCAAACAAGAGGAGAGAUGCAGGCAGAGGCAAUCUUUUGCAAAUGACCCAACUGUUACUCACACAGCCAACUUAAAGCCCGUAAAGUAUGACCACUCGAGCCUGCAGAGAAGUUUGCAUGGCUCGGCUGCUCUUUUUGAAGUGAAUUCCUGCAAUUCAAGCUUAAAGGAGGACAUCAAGAAUCCCGUCAACUUGAACCUGACAGUUCAGCCCGCAGCAGUCCAGUCAUGCCUCAGACCUUCAGUGCAGGAUGGUUUGCCUUGGUGCCCCACCCAGGGGAGAUCAAGAAAGAAACGGAAACCAUACACAAAACAACAAAUUGCUGAAUUGGAAAACGAGUUUCUCCUCAAUGAGUUUAUUAACCGACAGAAGAGGAAAGAACUAUCAAACAGACUGAAUUUAAGCGAUCAGCAAGUUAAAAUUUGGUUUCAGAACCGGAGGAUGAAAAAGAAAAGAGUAGUUAUGCGAGAGCAGGCUCUUUCUAUGUACUAG
Molecule: messenger RNA, 801 nt
Organism: Serinus canaria (Common canary)
Lineage: Eukaryota; Metazoa; Chordata; Aves; Passeriformes; Fringillidae
Gene: HOXD12
Product: homeobox D12
Exons: 2
Coding region: 1-801 (266 amino acids)
Biological process (GO): regulation of DNA-templated transcription
Molecular function (GO): sequence-specific double-stranded DNA binding; DNA-binding transcription factor activity, RNA polymerase II-specific
Source: RefSeq, a predicted model, not a curated record